This is a messenger RNA of Andrographis paniculata, 1332 nucleotides long. RefSeq lists its product as uncharacterized. The record is from RefSeq and is a predicted model, not a curated record. Gene Ontology annotation, molecular function: transmembrane transporter activity. Gene Ontology annotation, cellular component: membrane. Gene Ontology annotation, biological process: transmembrane transport. Lineage: Eukaryota; Viridiplantae; Streptophyta; Magnoliopsida; Lamiales; Acanthaceae. The transcript is spliced from 12 exons. Bases 104 to 1093 code for a protein of 329 amino acids.
GCGGCAUGCAGCCUCCCGAGAUUUCCCACCAAUCUAUCGUUCAUGGUGGAAUCGACACUCUAACGUCAUCAAAAAACAGCUCCUUGCGUAUAAUUUUGCGGCCAUGGCGGGUGGGAGUGAUAAUCCUGGCAUGGGCAGAACAGUGCUGGUCCUGUUUUUAGGUCAAAUUAUUUCCCUUUCCAUCGCCAUGACCAAUUUCUCAGUUUCCUUGAUCGCCAAACAAGGAGUGGAUGCACCUCUUACAAUCUCGUUGCUUUCGUAUGUGACGCUGGCUUCCGUAUACGGCGCUGUGAUGCUAUACCGCCGCCGGAAGUUGUCGGUCUCAUGGUAUUGGUAUAUUUUUCUUGGUUUGGCUGAUGUCCAAGGCAAUUAUCUUGUGAUCAAAUCCUAUAAUUACACCACGAUCACCAGCGUCACAGUUUUACUCUGCUGGUCGAUCGUGUGGGCCAUAGUUCUUACAUGGCUUGUCCUGGGCACACAAUAUUCCUUGUUGCAAUUCAUUGGGGCAGCAAUAUGUGUAGGAGGCCUUGGUGUAGUGCUGCUCGCUGAUUCUAAGGCAAAUAUAAGAGGUGGCAAGAGCCCUCUUUUUGGGGAUAUGCUUGUCAUUGUAGGAACUGUUUUUCUUACAAUGGGAAAUGUUGGCUUGGAAUAUUGUGUUAAGAAUAGAGAUCGUGUUGAAGCCAUGACAAUGCUUGGUGUGUUUGGAACACUAAUUUCUGUGCUGGGAAUCAUUGUCUUUGAAAAAGAGACAGUAGAAUCGAUCCCAUGGACUCCCCAUCUUGGAUUGUUGUAUAUCGGGGUCUUGAUACCAGGCUUUGUGUUCUAUACGGUUGGCCCUUUAGUCCUUAAGAUGAGUGGUGCCACCCUAUUCAAUAUGUCUGUUCUAACAUCCAACCUGUGGGCAGUUUUAAUCAAAAUUUUCAUCUACAAAGAGCAGGUAAAAUGGUUGUUGUAUCCAGCCUACACUCUUGUAUUCAUCGGGAUUGUAAUCUACUCCACGACACAGAAAAUUCCUCGAAGAUCAGAAGCCGUUGAAGAUGGAAGCACCGGGCUUCUCGACGAGGAAGGCGGAAACGGUAACUUACUCGAAUAAUUUCAGUCAAAUGUAAAGAAGAUAAAAUGUUGUACUAGUUGUGUAUCAAUUUUGUUUAUGCAUCCUUGAAUGAAUGUAUAAAUAUGUCAAUGUGCAGUUGAAUUUGAGGGUUGAAAGGUCGAUUCUUGCAUAUCCAAUUUCAUCAUUGAAAUUUAUUGUAAUAUUUUGGCCACGUCCUGGAUUUUAUAUAGCACAUGUAUUCGACUUGAGCCCAGGUCAUGCACGAGCUAUAAAAUUAA